CUGCUAGGUGACCGGUGAAAAAAGCGCAGAUGCAGAUGGGUAGAGGAACUAGCAUUGAGGAAGAAACGGUUCUGGUCCUGCCUCCACUGCCAGUUUGCGCCGUGAUUAUGGACCCAGCCAUGGCAGGCCCAGGCAGCAGCUCACCGUGGGGCAAGCAUGUGUACAAAGUCAUCCUGAUGGUCCUAGUGGCCCUCGUCCUCCUCCACUCAGCAUCAUCCCAGUCCCAUUCAGACUUUGUGCCACCAGGCCAGCAGAAGAAGGAGGCUCCAGUUGAUCUCUUGAGCCAGAUGGGUCGUUCUGCGCGGGGAACACUGGAUGCCUGGCUGGGGCCAGAGACCAUGCACCUGGUUUCCGAGACCUUGUCUCAGGUGAUGUGGGCCAUCUCCUCAGCCAUCUCAGUGGCCUUCUUCGCGCUGUCUGGGAUCGCUGCACAGCUGCUCAACGCCUUGGGACUAGAUGGAGAUCACCUCACCCAGGGCCUGAAGCUCAGCCCCAGCCAGGUCCAGACGUUCCUGCUGUGGGGGGCAGGGGCCCUAGUUGUCUACUGGCUUCUGUCCUUGCUCCUUGGCUUGGUCUUGGCCGUGCUGGGGCGGAUCCUGUGGGGUCUGAAGCUUGUCCUCUUCCUGGUGGGCUUUGUGGCCCUGGUGAGGUCAGUCCCUGACCCCUCCACCCGGGCCUUGCUCCUCCUGGCCCUGCUGACCCUCUAUGCCUUGCUGAGCCGGCUCAGUGGCACCCGGGCCUCAGGGGCCCAAUUGGAAGCAAAGGUCCGAGGGCUGGAGCGCCAGGUGGAAGAGCUACGCUGGCGGCAGAGGCGGGCGGCCAAGGGGCCCCGGAGUGUGGAAGAGGAGUGAGAAGGACUCCGGGCAAGGCCAUCUUCAUACCAAAGAACUGCACUGCUUUUGGAUCGCACAGCCGUCCUUCCAGCCCCCCACCCCACUCCUUUCUUGAACUGUCAGAACCUUCGUCCCUAGCAGUGAAAGAGGAAGACCAUGCUGGUCCCCAGGGGCCCUGUCUUCUGAGGUUCUCUGCCUGGAAUUGGUUGUCCUCACCCCCUCUCUGCUCCCAGCCUGCCUCAGGCCAGGUUGGAAGGGCCUCCCCUGUGGCUUGUGCAUCUGCCCUCAAUGGGCAUCACUGCCAGUGUCUCCCUUCUGCUGCUGCCUCGCCUUCCUCCUGACGCUCUUGCUCUCCUGUCCUUCUGUGGCUCCUCCUUUGUCAAGUCUCUGCUUCUUUCCUGGUUGUCUCCUUCUAGCCCUGCGUUCCACCCAAACCACAGUCCCUCAAGGCAUGUUCCUGUCCUCUUUGUUGCCUCACCACCAUGGGGAAGAGGCAGGGCACCAGGGACCUGAGGCCCAGGGGCAGGUUCCCACCCGGGGACUGGGAAUGGGGAUGCACAAUGAGUCUGUUACAAGUGCCUUAAUCCGAGCCAGCAGGGCCCUCUACUUGCCCGCUGCUAUACUGUAUGUAGGAAAUUGCACUGUGGCUGCUUUGUGUCAAGAAGAGAGUUUUUCCCUCUCAUCUUGAUUCCCCUUCAGCCAAAGCAAAAGGUGACUGCUUCAUAGGCUUGUGCCUGCAAGUGGGACCCUGCAGUGGCCAUCAGGUCCCCCGUGGGGAUUUCAGAGACACUGAAGGAGAAGCAUCUUGUCUGCACAGCUCCAGAUGGUUCUCCACCCCCUUCCUCCACUCAUUGCCACCAGGGAGUUGCUGAUCAGGGUCUACUCCAGUGGCCCAGGGGGAAUGCAGGCCGACAAACCAGAGCUGCACACCAUGGCCCCUUCCCGUCACAAGCUCCGAGAGGGCCAGGGUGCCUGCCACCGGAGCCCUCUCACCACCAGGGGUCUCAUUCUUCCUCUGAGGCUCUGGUGGAGGUGGGUAUCCCCUGCCAGGGCCAGCACUUGAUGUGAAGAAUGAAUUCAAAUCCCAGCUCUUACUGUUAAGAUUUGAUGUGGAAUCACAGCUGCAGUGAUACAUAUUUUUAUCAGCGCUUGGUUGGUUUUAAAUAAAAUGCACGCUAUUUUAUUAUCUUGUUCCACAUAAAAUGUAUUUACUCAGA
This is a messenger RNA of Canis lupus familiaris (dog), 2050 nucleotides long. It is a transcript of the gene TMEM109, whose product is annotated as transmembrane protein 109. Bases 30 to 851 code for a protein of 273 amino acids. Gene Ontology annotation, biological process: intrinsic apoptotic signaling pathway in response to DNA damage by p53 class mediator; cellular response to gamma radiation. The record is from RefSeq and is a predicted model, not a curated record. NCBI's taxonomy places the organism in Eukaryota, Metazoa, Chordata, Mammalia, Carnivora, Canidae. The transcript has 4 exons.